CGUGCUCGCUGGCUGGAACCUAUUGUUUAUCAGUGCGAAAACACGUUUUAUCUUAGCGUUUUUUUUUUAAAUAAAUUCAAAUACUCUCACUAGUGCUGAUUGUUGCCAAUAAGAACCCUUGUUUAACCCGCGUCAGUUAUAUCUCGCCACAAUGGAAGUCGAGCCCAUCGCUUCCGAACUAGAAAACGUGGCCGCGGUUGAUACUGAUAACGCGAAGCCGGCGGACGAGGGCGCCGGAGACGCCGCGACGUCCCACGCCGAGCGUUUGAAACGCCGUCAUAGGAAUAAGAAGCUCGCAAGAACCAACAGCAAGGAGGGAGGCGUUAGCACGCCGACGCCGCUCCCUAGAUAUAGAAGCUGGAAAAAUAGCCGCCGACCGCGCAAUGGCCACGGGCGCGGGCUGCCUAAAAAAGGAGGCGCCGGCGGCAAGGGCGUAUGGGGAGCCCCGGGCUCCGAACUCCUGGAGGAGUACAUGGAGGACGAGAAUGACCCCAACUACGACUCGGAGGCCGUAGCCAACGGAGACAUCGAGUUCAAGCAGGUCAUCGUGGAGGCUGACCCUGAGGAGAUCAUUCGCAAGUCCGAGCCAGUGAUCCUCGAAUACUUCGAGCACGGCGAUACUAACGCGGCCGCCGAGGACUUCCUCGAAUUCGUCACUGCCAAGCGGAGCCACCUGGUCUGCGAGACCAUCAUAGAGACCGCUUUAGAGCAUAAGCCAAGCCACUGCGAGAUGGCUUCAGUUUUGGUGUCGGAUCUGUAUGGAAGGGUGUUCUCUGCCAAGGAUAUUGCUUUAGCGUUCGAGCACCUCCUGGAGAAGCUGCCAGACCUGGUCUUGGACACUCCCGACGCCGCCGUCCUACUCUCCAAUUUCAUCGCGCGCUGCGUCGCUGACGACUGCCUGCCGCCGCGCUUUGUUUCGCAGCAGCGCGACGCGCCGCUCAAUGCUGCCGCUAGGCAAGCCAUCCACCGAGCGGAGACGCUGCUCUCCAUGAAGCAGGGUCUCGUCCGGCUCGACAACAUUUGGGGAGUCGGUGGUGGCAUCAGGCCAGUGAAGUCCCUGAUCCGGCAGAUCCAGCUCCUCCUCAAGGAGUACCUGACCUGCGGGGACCUGACCGAGGCCAUGCGCUGCGUGCGCGAGCUGGAGGUGCCGCACUUCCACCACGAGCUCGUCUACGAGACAAUCCUGCUCGCGGUGGAGACAGUCAACUCCUCGGUGGAAGAACAGCUGUGUACUUUCCUGGCUGAACUGAGGCGCUGCGUCAUCGUCACGCCCGACCAGAUGGACCGGGGCUUCCUCCGCGUGCUGGAGGACAUGUCGGACAUCGUGCUGGACGUGCCGCUGGCCUACAUCAUGCUGGACCGCUUCCUCGAGCGCUGCCAGCAGAAGUUCAAGCUGGGCGACGUGGUCAUCAAACGCAUGCCGAGCAGAGGCCGCAAGCGCUACGUGUCGGAGGGCGACGGUGGCGCCAUCAAGGACCACGCGCUUAAACUGCGCGAGUAAACUGCGUUCCGCCGUCGCACACACACACACACACAACACACACAAAACACACAUACACAUACAUGGGUCAUAUUGAAGAGGCACUGAGUCUUUCGUUGUUCUUGAAAGUUCAGAACAUUGGGUCUAAGUGUCAGCGAUAAUACAAUAGUAUAUAGUACAAAUUCCUUAAAAAAUAUGAGAUUUAUGCUAUUUCUGUCACACUUUAUCUAUGUAGAUUUACAGUUGUAGUGCAUAAUUAUUUUCCAUCGUAUUUUACGUACGUACGUUUCGGUGAAAAUACGAUGGAAAAUAAUUAUGCACUACAUUCUGUAAGCGAUAUUGACGCAAGAAUGAGACAGAUUUCUUCUGACGUACUGAUGUGUCUAUCAAAAAUGUUAGACAUUUAGUUUUCCCAUAUUCUGAAUUAUCUGGAAUAAGUAAAAUGGCGUGUAAGUUUAUGUAGAGCCCACAAACACGAAGCGAUGUGGCGAAAUCAAGUUUUGUAUCGCUUUUUAUAGACAUUUAUGCAUACUGUUCUAUAAUACCAUAAAGAAAUAAGCAAGCAUAGAGCAUAGUGCUCACUCCAUACAUCCGGUUUGUAACCAAAACGACUAUUAUUUUCGUAGUCGACAUCUAGCGUCAAGUAGCGGAAUUAUCACUGCUACUCGACAAUAGAUGUCACGUGUAUCGCGACUGACGAAAAGAUUACUUAACAAUUUACAACUAAUAUUACAAGCAGAAGGAGUUGAAAAUAAGAGUUCCGGUUAUAAUAUUACCUGAAAAUUGUUGAGCAUUAGACUUUCCGUUCGUCGCGACAUCUAUUGUCGAGUAGCAGUACUGAUAAUUCCGCUACUUGACGCUAGAUGUCGACUACAAAAAUCAUAGUCGUUUUGGUAAUAGAACUGAUGUAUGGAGUGAGCACUAUGCUUACUUAUUUUGAGUUAUUUCAAUAUGAUAGUACUACAUAAACGUAUACAUAGCACCUAAAGGUUGGCAGAUGAAAGUUCAGAAAUCCAUAUUGACAUUCCUUAGUAGUCAAGUAUAUCUCCAUUAGACAACCAAAACUAUUAUCAAAAUGUCUAACUUUGUCAUACAUAGGGUAGGGUACGAAACAGUGGCUCGGAAUGAAUAGCCGGGUACAGUGGCUCUCAACCACUCUCAACCUAAUUCCAACAUGAUAGAGGCGAUAUUGGAGCGACUGAGCCACUGUUUCCUACUCUACCCUACAUAUGUAUGUCUCCAUGUGACGUGAUGGUGGCGUAAGGACAUUUAGAAUAGAAUUUUUUGUAGAUUCAGUUUUAGGGUUUUUUUUUUUUCAAAAUGGCGGAGCCAUGGGGCUUUGCGAGGUCUCAGACAGCCACUGGUUUCUAGGAAUGUUUUUUUUUUUCAGGAAUGUUCCUAGAAAAUAAUUGCUCUGAGCUGUAGUCCUCGCGAGCCCCCAUGGCUCCGCCAUUUUGAAAAAAUUUCGAAAACUGAAUAGGCAUUUUUUUUUUUUAAUUCAAGAAUUUACUUAACAAAAUUUCGCGACUAUCGGUUGAGAAAUGCGACCUGUAUUGUGCGACAUAAAACAGUAGAAAUUAAUUAAACUGGAACGAAAAAAAUCCAUACAAAAUUUUUACCAUGUUUAAUUGUUUAAGCAUUUGACGUCAAAAAUUUAAGUUGCGUAGGAAGUGGCGCCCGCAAUAAUUUUCUACAAUUUCUUGUCGGACUAUAGAAGAGAACAACCGGACUUACGAAAUCAUUUUAGUCCAAGCCGAAACGGAGACCUUCACUAAUGCUCGGUCAAUUAGAGGCUGAUAUUGACCUGCCUUUACCUUGGAGUGUGAUUUUGUCUAAAACUUGAAAAACUAGAGAUUUCUGAACUUUCAUCUAAUUAAGAAGUACAAUCCACAAAAAAACAUGACAAGCAAUAUGGAUAGCGGUAAUUAUUAAUACAAGCCUAACUGUAACGUCUAAAGACAAAAAAUGUAAUAAUAUAUAAUAUUACUAUUUGGUUACGUAGUGAAUGUAAGAUAUUGUAUGGCUUUUUGUAAAUGGGUGAAACAACUUUUUAGUGUCACUUGUCACGAGUUGUCCAGGGGAUAAAACAACUUAAAAUAUUGAUUUUAUGGUAUUUAAGUUGAUCAAACGUACAAUUGUGGUAGUUAUAAGCCAUUAAUACAACAUUUAUUCUAACAGACUGCGAUGUGUCCCUUGGACAACGGCGCGAAAUAACACAAAAAAAGUUGAUCCACUCAAGUAAAUUUAAAGUUUAAUACUUAAAUUAAGUGGCAAUUUAAAUGCAGUAUAUUGUAUUGGAUAAUAAAAUAACAAUCACCGCCUAUGGUGUUUUUCAAGCAAUGAAAUUUUGGACUAUUCCGUCAUACAUUUGACGAACAUUGACUUAGCCACCGCUUAUAAAAAUAAUCAUUGACGAAAAUGUCAAAGAAAAAGUUAUACAGCUUAUGUAAAGGUUAGUGCUAAAAUCGUAUGUUUCAUGUUUAGUACAAACCGUUUUUUUUUUUGCGUGCGACGGCGCGGUGUUGCCAGACUUGUAUUUUAAGAGUAGCGGGUUUUUUAAUUUGCAUUUUAUUGGGUUGCCAUAAAAACAUACAUUUAUAUCGUGAUAUAAUGAUUGUAUCGCUUCAAAAAUGUGAAAUGAUAUAAAUUGAAACAUGUAGAUUUUUUUUAACUGUACAUCUAAUUUAGUAGAAAUUAAGAAACCAGCUACUUUUUUUGGAUAUUAAUUUUAUAAAAAGAUAAUAUGUUGUAAGUUGUAUGUAAUCAAUUCUACGAUUAUUUACAUGAGGCGCGUGGGGUAACAUAAGCCAUUUGCACCAACAUUCAUAACUUUUUGAAAACCUAACCAAAAUAAAGUCUGUUUAACAGCUGGUUUAACAGGGACCGUACGCGUUGGAGGGUCUGCCAUCUUGUGGCCUGAAUCGGAACCAUAAACGAGUUCAUAAAUAUGUGUACAUUUCUUCACCUUAAUCCAUUGCAAUAAGGUGAAAAAAUUUAUACAUAUUUAUAAACUCGACUGUACAUUGACACUUCACGCCAAAGCAAGUGCUGCCAUCUUGUGGGCUACUUGGGAAGCAUAAACUACACAUUUACGCCUCGCGCUAAAAAUCUGACGUCUCCUGUGCUGCGCCCUACAGUUUAUGCACGCUCCCUAAUAUUUUUUUACAUCCAAAAGAAACAAAAAACCAACUGUCAAUUUAACUGUCCAAAGCAGUCUUCCCAAUUUUGAAGUCAUUUGAAGUCUUAUUAUUUGACUUUUCGCAAUAACUUCUAAUGAUUAACGUAGAAACAAAUUUCUGAAGAACGUACAAACAUCCUAAAGAGAAAUCGAGAUCAUUUUCGAGUUUGUCAAUUUCAAUUUGUCUUUUAGAAGACCUCAAUUCCUUAAGUCCUGUAUUAAAAACUACUGUAAUAGAUCACAGAUGGUGGUGCUUAAAAUCUUGCUGUCUUAUGCUUGUCUAAGGGCCUGUUUCACAAUGUCCAAGUAAAGUAUUGGAUAGCUAAUUAACAAAUAAAUUAACUGCCAGAUAAAAUUUCCUACAAAAAAAGCACUUUAUCCAGCAGAUAAAGCUUAUUUGGAGAUUGUGAAACGCCAACGAUGACUUUAUUCGUCAGAUAAGUGGUAAGUAGCUUAUUCAGGACUUUACUUGGACAUUGUGAAACAGGCCCUAAUACUUGCUAAUAUCCAUUACAAAGUGUUUUUAUGUUACUUCACGAGCUCUUGUCACGCAUUGAUAUUUUUAUAACGUCUAGACGUUUAGAAUAUGUGUUUUAAAUUUUUAUAAAGUCCAUACUGGGUAUGUUGUGGGGUACACUUGCUUAUUUUUUUUUAAGCGGAGCAACUUACGCUUAGCCAAAGUUUUAUUGUACAGUUUUGGAUCUCUCCACACCAAAAAACAACAUAAUUAUGUAGAUCUUCAGAGAUUAUCCUUUGCAGAAAUCUAAAACAGUUACAUAAUGAAACAAUGUGUUUAAACCGAACAACUUAAUUGAUCAAAUGUUUUUUAAUAGGGUAUCACUGUAUUAAAAAUAAAAUUAGCUCAAAUCUACUAGUAAACAAAAAAAACACAUACAGUAAAAAGGAUUUAACUUCGUCGAAUUUCAUAACCGACGUAAGAGUUAAGCCAUUGCAUUUCAUAAUGUACGACUUUUUCUACAACUAAUUCGUAGAUAUUUCUAAAAACGUACAUUUUAAUGUCUGAUCCCCUAUUACUUUAAUGACAUUCUUAUAGUUUUGUAUCGGGAACAUUAUUUUUCUGUUAUGUUUUGCCAUUUACACAAUAAAAAAAUAGUUUGCUCAGACCCCUGCAACACCCGGUUAUUUAGAAGCAAGAAAGAGCUUGAUUCUUUCUGAUUAUUUUCAGGUCACACGACAAUUCAUUUUUUCUCCCAUUUUUGACGAGUCUGUAAUAUUACAGUUAUUAUGUAAGCAAACAUUUGUACAAAAUUUCGUUUGAAAUAUAGUACAGUUUAUUAUUUGUGUAGCCCAUACAUUUUGUUUUCCAAAUAGUAGUAGUCACAGACGUACGCCGUUAUUAAUUUCUCAGGCAUUUUGAAUGUGUUUAAGGCAUUUUAAUCAUUCCAAAGCAUAUUAACGUAGCUUUCAUGUCCGUAACUGCCGAGAAAAUUAUUUAUUUGAUGGAUUCCUUCAUAAUUGUCAAGUACAUUGGACCCGCCAUGUCCUAUCUCUAUCGCACGCGCAUAAUUAUAUUGCUAUCCCGCCGAUGAUGCCGGCGGUCUGAAAAUUUUCGUGCUCAGCGUCCUUACUUUAGUAGAUUGAAGAAAAUGGAGUGUGUUGCGCCUUGGAGGGCAAGCGAGGCUCCCAUCAUAGAUUUACAGACUGGUUCAAUGAGGUAAUCCACCAAACUAAUGUUACAACUAGGUAUUUGUAUAGAUGGCAGCACCAUCUCUCUCGCUAUACAGUAAUCCCGUAAGGGAUUCAUAUAGGAGGUGCAAGCACUGCUCGCCCUUAAGAGUUGGUCAAGAGCGCCUAGCCUUUCAAUGAUUGGCAUACUAGAAAAUUUGGAACGGGUACCAACGUGGCCGGGUGGUCUAGUGGUUAGGGCGUUAGCCGCGUAAGCUAAAGACGCGGGUUCGAUUCCCGCCUCGGCCACCGGAGGGCUUGGUCACUUUUUCUUAAGUAUAUGACAUCUAUUCUGGUUUACAAACUGAUAUUAUUAGCCAUAAGGCUGUUCACGUCCAUUUUUGCCAUUUACUCCACCAUUUUUGCAUUUGGUCGUGUGGCCUGGCAGUCAUUUAGGUGCCUGAUCCUACCGAGGAUGAAUUGUGAUUUAUUUUGUCUGGUGAAUGUUUUGAGUCAGUGAUUGGCUAGUUUGUUAAUACAUAAAAAUAAAUAGAGGAUAUUUCAUA
Cydia strobilella is the source of this 6850-nucleotide messenger RNA. It is a transcript of the gene Pdcd4, whose product is annotated as programmed cell death protein 4. NCBI's taxonomy places the organism in Eukaryota, Metazoa, Arthropoda, Insecta, Lepidoptera, Tortricidae. Bases 152 to 1501 code for a protein of 449 amino acids. Gene Ontology annotation, cellular component: nucleus; cytosol. Gene Ontology annotation, biological process: negative regulation of DNA-templated transcription. The transcript has 9 exons. The record is from RefSeq and is a predicted model, not a curated record.